This is a messenger RNA of Nerophis lumbriciformis (worm pipefish), 1917 nucleotides long. The record is from RefSeq and is a predicted model, not a curated record. Lineage: Eukaryota; Metazoa; Chordata; Actinopteri; Syngnathiformes; Syngnathidae.
AUGACAGAUGAUUACAGUGAAAGUGAUGUUGAUGAAAAAUACCUUGGUCUUGUGCGGGAGCAGCUGCCAGAGUUCCUUCAAAUUAAAGAGAAAGACAAGACCGAAACCUCACACAUCAAAGAAGAAGAAGAGGAGUAUGAUAUAACCAAAUUGCCAUUGACUCUUGUCCCUUUGAAGAGUGAAGAUGAAGACAAUGGUUGGAGUGGCGGGAACCAAGGGAUGGAGCCUCCAGGCAGGAGCUUAAGUCUUCUCAUGGCAGAAGGUGAUGAAGUGUGUAACCUAAUAGCGCCGCUAUCAGAUAGUGAUGACGUUGCUGACACGGAUGAUGACAUUGACAUUGUUGAAGAAAAUCUCCACCCAGCGAUACGUGAGUCAGAUUUCCCUAACGUUAAAAAGGAAGAGGAAGAGUACCCAAUGUUGAAAGAGAAAGGAAGUCCAGAGACCCCUUACAUGAAAGAUAAAGAGGAGCUAGAGCCCCUGAACUUCAAAAACGAAGAGGAGUAUGAUAUCACCCUUGUCCCUUUGAAGAGUGAAGAUGAGUAUAUGAGUGAAGAGAAUAGCGGGGCGGAGCCUUCAAGCAGCAGCUCAAGUCAACAUGUAACAAUGGAAAGUGAUGGAGACCACUGUGGACAAUCACAAGGUGGUUGCCUCAUAGCUCCACUAUCAGAUAGUGAUGACACAGCGUCACAUUCUCCUGACACAGAAGAGGAAGAUUAUGAACACCUGAAACGUUACAUGACAUCCCACACUAAUAACAAAUGCUGGAAAUGUUCUCAGUGUGGGAAAAGUUUUACUUUAAAAGAAAAUUUGAACGUUCACAUGAGAAUACACACUGGAGAAAAACCUUUUGUCUGCUCAAUUUGUGGGAAAAGAUUCUCCGUAAAGCUGAGUUUAACAAUACACACAAGAACACACACUGGAGAAAAACCUUUUUCCUGCUCAGUUUGUGGGAAAAGAUUCUACGAUGCGGGAACUUUAAGAAUACACACAAGGACACACACUGGAGAGAAACCGUUUGCAUGCACAAUUUGUGGCAGAAGCUUCUCUGGAAAGUCAAGUUUAACAACACAUACAAGAACACAUACUGGAGAGAAACCUUUUGUCUGCUCACUUUGUGGUAAGAGCUUCUCUGAAAGGGCAACUUUAAUAAUGCACACAAGAACGCACACUGGCGAGAAACCUUUUGUCUGUUCAAUUUGUGGGAAAACCUUCUCGAUGAAGAGUAGUUUAAAAUCUCACACAAGAACCCACACCGGAGAGAAACCUUUUUCCUGCUCAAUUUGCGGUCAAACAUUCUCUGUAAAUUCAGUUUUAACUAAACACACGAGAACGCACACAGGUGAGAAACCUUUUAGCUGCUUAAUUUGUGGUAAAAGCUUCUCUGGAAAGUCAAAUUUAACACAGCACGCAAGAACACACAGUGGAGAAAAACCUUUUGCCUGUUCGGUUUGCGGUAAAAGCUUCUCUGAAAAAUCAAAGGUGAGAAUACACUCAAGGACGCACACUGGCGAGAAACCUUUUUCCUGCUCAGUGUGUGGUCAAAGUUUCACUGAAAAAGGAAGUUUAACACUACACACUAGAAUACACACUGGUGAGAAACCUUAUGCCUGCUUAAUUUGCGGCCAAGCUUUCACUGUAAAGUCAAGCUUAACAACUCACACAAGAACACACACGGGCGAAAAACCAUUUCUCUGCUCAGUUUGCGGGAAAAGCUUCUCUGAUAGGUCAAGUUUAAAAUGUCACACAGUAACACACACUGGUGAAAAACCUUUUACCUGCUCAGUUUGUGGUCAAAGUUUCACUCAAAAGGGACGUUUAACAGCACACAUCAAAACACACACUGGCUUUCUUCCGCAGUUAGUGCUGAACGCACGGAAGCCUCGACUUAGUACGGCUAUCACCGCUUUACGACCUUAA